ACGCGGGUCAGGCAGGGGAGGGAAGACGCAAGGAAAAGAAGAGGAGGCCAAGCUCAAUCCCAAUCCCAAACCCAAACCCUAGUCGCAUCCUGUUCCAGGUCGAUCUCGCGUCCGGGCGAACUAUGGCGGCGGUGGCCGUCCUACGCAGGCUGGCGACCAAGUUCCAGAUCCCCGGCGCUGCUGCCCAUCGUUCUCUAAAGGGCGAUCUUCAACAUGCUCUUAUGUUAAAAAAUAACAUUGAAUCUGCUGAACACAUGGAUCUUAUCUCCAGUGCAGACCUGUUAGCUAAACAUCGUCAACAAACUGAACAAACCAUCAGCCAAAUUUCCGAAAGGUGGGAGAAAAUUUCGGAAAGGAUGCGUAAGAGUACAGUGAGAUUUGGCUGUGCUGCUGUCGUGCUUUGUGCCCUUGAUAGGUUGACAGAUGUACUGGUUAACGAAUAUGAGGCCGAGCCCCUCGAGGGUCAAGUUGAAGUUAGAGGUGAAUAAUGACUGCUGGGCUGUCAGCUCUAUGCUUAGUUACCAUCUAUGAUUUGUGUGCUCCAGUCUGUAGAUAUUGUCUCGGUGUCAUAUAUCGUUUUGUCUAUGAUAUGACAUUU
Molecule: messenger RNA, 598 nt
Organism: Triticum aestivum (bread wheat)
Lineage: Eukaryota; Viridiplantae; Streptophyta; Magnoliopsida; Poales; Poaceae
Exons: 3
Coding region: 123-488 (121 amino acids)
Source: RefSeq, a predicted model, not a curated record